AUGAGUUUCCUGCACACAUGGCUUCUGUUCACUCUAGUGAGAGCUGCUGACCCUCCCUGUAGCUUAAGAGGCCCAUCUAAUCCUCCUCAGCUCAGUAGAGAUGGGGAUGUCAUGAUCGGAGGAAUCUUUUCCUUUCACAACAGCUGGGACCAGGCAACACACACGUUCACAUCAGGACCACAGCAACCGAAAUGCAAGAGUUUGAGCCUCAGAGAAUUUCAGAAUGCACAAACAAUGGUAUUUGCUAUUGAAGAAAUCAACAACAGAACAGAUAUUCUUCCUGAUGUCAGUUUGGGUUACAGAAUCUAUGACUCCUGUGGAUCAGUAGAAAUGGCAAUAAGAGCCUCCUUGUCUUUAACUAAUGGCUACAGACAGAGCCUGUCCUGCUCCGGAACUGAAACAGUGCAAGCAAUAAUAGCCGAAACAUCAUCCACCCCCACUAUUGCCAUAUCUGCCACAGUGGGACCUUUACAUAUGCCUGUGAUCAGUCACUUUGCAACAUGUGCAUGUCUAAGUGACAGAAAAAAACACCCAUCUUUCUUCAGAACAGUUCCUAGUGAUUACUAUCAGAGUCGAGCCUUGGCCAAGCUGGUCAGCCAUUUCGGCUGGACAUGGGUAGGAGCUUUGUGCAGUGAUAAUGACUACGGAAACAAUGGCAUGAACACAUUCAUUAGUGCAGCCAAAGAAGAGGGAGUUUGCAUUGAGUUUUCUGAAGCAUUCUUUAGGACUGACCCUAGAGAGAACAUUCUGAGAAUAGUUGAUAUAAUCAAGAGUUCAAGCUCCAAAGUGAUUGUAGCCUUUGUCUCAUAUUCUGACAUGGAGGUUCUUCUAAAGGAAAUGGCUUUGCAGAACAUCACUGGAUUGCAGUGGAUUGGAAGUGAAUCCUGGAUCUCUGAUAUGAAUAUUGCCACUACUGAAUGGCAACAUAUUCUAAGAGGGUCCAUGGGUUUCGCUAUCCCAAAGGCAAAAAUCUAUGGUCUGGGAGAAUUCUUGACCAAGCUUAACUCUUCCUCUGAAGUAGAACUUUAUAAAGAGUUGUGGGAGACGAUAUUUGAAUGUAAACUUGCCACAGAAGAAAAUGCUGGGAUGAAAGAGAUAUGUAAAGGCAAUGAAAACCUCAGUGAAGUGCAGAACCAAUAUACAGACGUUUCAGAGUUGCAAAUUGCAAAUAACGUUUAUAAGGCAGUGUAUGCUGUUGCUUAUGCCCUGGAUAAAACAUAUAACUGUUCAAAAAGAGAGAGUGGACAGGAAAGUGUUAAUGUGUGCACAAAUAAAACACAUAAUCAUCAACCUUGGCAGGUACUCAGUGAACUGAAGAAACUCCAUUUCUCCACAACAACCAACGAAGAAGUAUACUUUGAUGAAAACGGAGACCCAGCUGCAAAGUAUGACCUCCUAAACUGGCAGCAAAGCAAGGAUGGUAAAAUAACAUUUGUUAAAGUGGGUUUCUAUGACGCCUCUCUGCAAGCACAUCUUCAGAUUUCAUUUAACAACAUUAGUGUAAUCUGGGCCAACAACAACCACCAGGUGCCAAUUUCUGUUUGUACUGAGAGCUGCCCCCCAGGCACCAGGAAGGCUGUGCAGAAGGGAAAGCCUGUUUGCUGCUAUGAUUGCAUACCGUGUGCAGAGGGAGAAACCAGUAAUAUGACCGAUUCAGUAACCUGUGUCAAGUGCCCACCAGACCUCUGGUCUAAUGACAAAAAAGAUAAAUGCAUCUUGAAGCUGGUUGAAUUCCUAGCAUUCGAGGAAAUAAUGGGAAUCACUCUAGCGCUAUUUUCUUUGUUAGGUGUAUGUAUCACCAUGGGCAUUGCUGUUGUGUUUUUUGCACAUAAGGACACACCAAUUGUUAGAGCAAAUAACUCAGAGCUGAGCUUCCUUCUGCUCUUCUCACUGACUCUGUGUUUCCUCUGUUCACUUACUUUCAUUGGUCGGCCCUCUGAGUGGUCCUGUAUGCUGCGCCACACAGCGUUUGGGAUCACCUUCGUCCUCUGCAUCUCCUGUGUUCUGGGAAAAACAAUAGUGGUGUUAAUGGCCUUCAGAGCUACACUUCCAGGCAGUAAUGCCAUGAAAUGGUUUGGUCCUCCACAGCAGAGACUCAGUGUUCUUGCUUUCACUCUCAUACAGGUCCUUAUUUGUGUUCUUUGGUUAACAAUAUCGCCUCCUUUUCCGUACAAGAACAUGAACUACUACAAAGAAAAGAUAAUAUUAGAAUGCAAUCUAGGUUCUGCAGUAGGCUUCUGGGCUGUGCUGGGUUAUAUAGGAUUAUUGGCUCUUUUGUGUUUUGUUUUGGCUUUUCUUGCACGGAAGCUGCCUGAUAACUUUAAUGAAGCCAAGUUCAUCACAUUCAGCAUGCUCAUAUUCUGUGCAGUUUGGCUCACUUUUAUCCCAGCUUAUGUCAGCUCUCCUGGAAAGUUCACUGUAGCUGUAGAGAUUUUUGCUAUUUUAGCAUCUAGUUUUGGUUUAUUACUCUGCAUAUUUCUCCCCAAGUGUUACAUAAUUAUACUAAAACCAGAGAAAAACACUAAAAAACAAAUGAUGAGUAAAGCAUCUGUUAAAUGA
Colossoma macropomum (tambaqui) is the source of this 2559-nucleotide messenger RNA. Its product is annotated as extracellular calcium-sensing receptor-like. The record is from RefSeq and is a predicted model, not a curated record. Lineage: Eukaryota; Metazoa; Chordata; Actinopteri; Characiformes; Serrasalmidae. Gene Ontology annotation, cellular component: membrane. Gene Ontology annotation, biological process: G protein-coupled receptor signaling pathway. The transcript is spliced from 6 exons. Gene Ontology annotation, molecular function: G protein-coupled receptor activity. Bases 1 to 2559 code for a protein of 852 amino acids.